Lodderomyces elongisporus is the source of this 4002-nucleotide messenger RNA. RefSeq names its product Zcf35p (gene ZCF35). The transcript has a single exon. Bases 1 to 4002 code for a protein of 1333 amino acids. The record is from RefSeq and is a predicted model, not a curated record. Gene Ontology annotation, molecular function: zinc ion binding; RNA polymerase II cis-regulatory region sequence-specific DNA binding; DNA-binding transcription factor activity, RNA polymerase II-specific. Gene Ontology annotation, biological process: positive regulation of transcription by RNA polymerase II. Lineage: Eukaryota; Fungi; Ascomycota; Pichiomycetes; Serinales; Debaryomycetaceae. Gene Ontology annotation, cellular component: nucleus.
AUGUAUCAAAAUCCAGAACCCAAUCAGCAACACGAUGAAUUUACAAUACCCGGUCAAAAUAGUCAUACUGAUGCAAAUCCAAAUCCAGACUUAGUUACAAAUACAAAUAGUGUUACCCAUAAGACAAGAAAUAGAGCUAGUCUACUGUGUUUUCCAUGCCGGAGAAGGAAAGUGAAAUGUUCGAGAGGUAAGCCAUGUGAUACUUGCCAGAAAAAGGGGAUUGUUGAUCAAUGUCAAUAUGAUGAGCGAUUAAACAAGAAACAAAAAAGAAAGUCUUUAAAAAAAGAGGGUAUAUCAGCCGAGCUGGAUAGAAAGAGAACAAAAACUUUGGUAGAAACCUUGCCCAUAACUUCAAUCUCGGGCGCAUCUUAUGAAGGAGAGGUAGCUACAAAGAUUGAGGACAACUUCUUAGAAAGUACCCCACGUGAGCGCUCCCCCGAUGUAUGUGUUUUGAUUGGUAAGUCUCAGUUGGAAGCUUUACAAGCUAAAGUCAAAGCAUAUGAGCUGCAAUUUAAAGAACAGCUAGUCAAACCACAAGGUAACAAUAACAAGGUGAUCCACCUACAAUCAGCAAAACCUGCUGAUUUAGUGUACAACAAAUCAAUCAAUACGUAUAGACAUGUUAUCUUUUCCGCACACGAAGAAUCACGGCCAGGUUAUGUUCCUUUGGAAAAUGUCACCACAGACACCGUAUUGGAAUACUCUACAGACAUGUCAGUCACCAGCGAGCUUCGUCUUUCUGAAUUAUCUCGACCUGAAAGAUCUUUACUCGGUAUUAACCCGUACCUCAGAUCUGAUGAGACAAUUGAACUUCAAUCAGAAAAAUCACAUUAUAACGACUUGAACAAACCAAAAAUGUUCUCACCGUUAUCGUGGUCCUACCUAUUGCGUAUUUCGCCAACCAUGCGAGCAUUGCGAAGCUAUGCUUCUGAGCAAAAAGAGUUGGAGAAUAUCAAGAGAGCAAGUAUAGGAAUCACAUACGAUCCAUUAAGGAAAUUAAUGCUUCCAAAAGAUGCGAGGAUCAAAUCCACUUUGCUUAUGGAUGGCGAAAAUUUGUCCAUCUUUGAAGCAAAGACAGAAGAAAAUCAAAAUGAAACGAUAGGAGAGGGGGAAAAGGAAAGAAAAAGUGGGGAUACAACAGCGGUAACCAAAAAAGCAAACACAACACCAUCGACUACAGCUCCUUCUUCUUCUUCCUCUUCUUCUUCUUCUUUUCUUUCUUCUCCUCCUCCUCCUCCUCCUCCGCUUGCUGAUGCCGCUACUACUACGCCUUUCAAAGAUGUACAGAAUCCAUCAGGUAAACUUAAUGUUACAACUUUUGCUUUAGGAUUGAGUGUACAAACAGGCGCGAAGGAACGGGAAAGCAAUUUGAUCGAACAAAUACAAUCGGUCAUUCCAAAAAAACGAGUUAUCUGGCUAUUAUUUAAACGAUUUUUGAAAUUGUUGUACCCCAUGAUGCCAUUCAUUAUUGAGAGCCAAUUUGUCUCCGCGAUUGAAAACAUUAUUGGCCCAGAAUUGUAUCAGGAAGUGAAACCUCAAAUAAGGAUCAGUAGUCGGAUAGAUUUUGCUAAUUUGGGGAUUCUUUUAGUUAUUCUUCGUUUAUCAUAUUUGUCCUUGUUUCACAAUCGUGGCUUUCAUAAUGAAAAGGUAUUAACAGACCCGGCACCCACUGGGGAAGUUGCUGAGAAAAAGUAUCUUCUUCUAAACCCAGUUAACAUUGAUACAGCGGAUAUUGCACUGGCUUGUUAUCAUCAUUUGGAAAAAUUGGGACAAGUCUGUAUUCCCACAUUACAAUGCGCAAUAUACCUCAGGCUCUAUCGAACUUAUGCUCCUGAAGAAGGCGAUGGCCGCGAUGGCGGCGAUAGUCAUAUCAAGACAUGUAAUUUAAUUGCAAUGAGCUAUAUGCUUGGCCUCAAUAGAGAACCUGAUAAAGUCACAGUCUCAAAGGAUGAGAAAUUGAAAAAUUUAUAUCGAAAAAUGUGGUAUUUCAUGGUUUCAGCGGAACAAAGCUUGACUUGUGCUUAUGGAUGGCCUAUGCUGAUCCGUAAGGAAUCUUAUGAUACCAAAAGGCCAUACUAUACCGAGCAAAAUUCUAAUUUGGAAAAUAAGGAAAUAGACAAGACUUGUUAUUUCUAUUUUGCAUUCAUAACCGCAUUAAUACGUGGGCCAGUGCGCAUGUUGACACAGCUAUAUUUGGAUGUUGAAGGAAAAGUCAAGGUAAUGGAGCUAACAAAUCACUUGAACCAUUUGGAACAGGGGGUGAAGUUACUUUUGGGCAACUUGAGCAACUAUAUGAGUGCAUUGGAAGAAAAAGAGCUUGGAUAUCGUACAAGUAAAAUGAUGAAAGUACAAGCUUUACUCAAAAUGAAUGCGUUUUUAAUGAUCAACUACCGUUACUUGUGCAACCAUUACGAGAAAUCUAAUAAGGAUUUGUGUUUUUUCUAUUUAAGAAAGCAGUUUGAACUCGCUUUCUUGGAGGACCUUCCUUAUAGUUUUGCCUUGAUCACAAAAAGUCAAGAAAUAUUUGGUGAAGGUGCUGACUUGUUUAUCAAUCCUAGUAUAAUUCAAAUUAUUGUCAAGAUUAGCGAUUUGUGUCUCACUGCGAUAGUUGUCAGUAAUGUUUCUUUGUUGAGACUAUCAAAUGACGAGAAUGCAACAACAAACAAGACAAAAGUGCAACAUGACCCAGAUUUUCAAAAAUUACUUGAUGAAACAAGCACACUUAUUACAUUGAUGGAAAAGAGUUGCCGUGUUUGCCUUGCAGCAUUGUCGAUGUUGAGUAGUCGAUACUAUUUGGCCUGGGAGGCGGUAAAGACUCAAAAUUAUUACUUGCAAAUAGCCACAAGCCCCAAAUUUUAUAAGGCGAAGCAUAAAGAAGCUGUGAAUUUCCCAACCCCAAACUAUCGAAGACUUCAGCAGCUCAACAAUAUUGCUUCUUCGGGGUUGGAAAUUUUACAAAAAUUGGUUUUUACUUACUGUGAAGAGGUUGAUCUUCCAGGUAUCUUUAAAAUGGGUGAUCCAGCGAGAGAAAACCACAGAAAUAACAAUAAGUCAACAUGUUUACUGACAGGGACUGAGCAAAGACAACAAUUUCCUACUAGUAGUGAGAGAAUUGAAAAAACUGGAAAAACUGGAAAAGCUAGAGAAACUGGAGAAGCUAGAGAAACUAAAGAAACUAGUAAAACUGAAAGAACUAGAGAAACUAAAGAAACUAGUAAAACUGAAAGAACUAGAGAAACUGAAAAAUUUGGAAAAACUGAAAAAUUGUCAACUGUUUCCAGUCAAACUAUUGAAACAAACUCUGGUGAGACCGUGGAUGAGGUUUCCCCACUUUCAGGCACAGAUCCAAAAGGAUUAUUUUUUGCUGGAUUUGAAGAUAUGACAUUUGACAACAGUGCCGAGAUUGAUUCAAUCUGGUUACAAAUGUUAUCACUCAAAUCCAAUAACCUGAAUGGGUUUUUGGAACAAGGUUACAAUCGUCGGGACAUGAGUAAUCCUUACCACUUGCGUCUGAAUAGCCAAGUUUCCCUGAUAGGAAACUACAAUAUACCUACAGAUGGCAUCAAUUAUGCAUCAAGUUCACAAAUGUAUCCAAUGAGUGCUAAUGGAGUACAAUCGGCUCAUCUACAAACACAAUCACAGUCUAUUGAAGGUGAGCCGCGUCGUCAGAUGCAACUGCCAUUCCCAUCAUUAAAUCUGUUUCAACCUCCGCAGCAAUUUUCCCCUCUGCUUCAAAAUCAGUCUCAAUCACAAACACAAUCACAAUCACAAUUUCAUUCUCAUUCUCAGUUUCAACCGCGGUCUCAAUCUCAUCUUGCACAUCAACCAAAGCCUCAGCCUCAACCUCAUCCUUCAACUCGUCAUCAGCCUCAAUCUCAACCUCAACCUCCAGAUUUGAAUCAAGCCGGACCAUCGCAUCCAUAUUCUUACCCGCCGCCAAAUAUCUUCAAUUACACCGACCUCUUUGAGGAUCUACCAUUAGAGAAACUUUUUGAUUUAUAG